Messenger RNA from Charadrius vociferus (killdeer), 210 nucleotides. Its product is annotated as LYR motif-containing protein 1-like. The annotation marks the transcript as partial. Lineage: Eukaryota; Metazoa; Chordata; Aves; Charadriiformes; Charadriidae. The transcript is spliced from 2 exons. Gene Ontology annotation, cellular component: mitochondrion. The record is from RefSeq and is a predicted model, not a curated record.
GUAAUGGAUCCAAAGUUGAUUAAGCAGUGUAUAGAAGAAUGUGAGGCAAGAAUAGAAAUCGGACUUCACUAUAACAUCCCCUACCCAAGACCUAUCCAUCUGCCUCCUAUGGGUCUUGCCCACAAACAAGGCCGAACAUUGCGUCACCAGGAAAAGCUGAGGAAGAUUUCUAAGCCAAUAUACCUGAAAUCCCAUGAUGAAGUUUCAUAA